Messenger RNA from Stomoxys calcitrans (stable fly), 1014 nucleotides. RefSeq lists its product as uncharacterized. The record is from RefSeq and is a predicted model, not a curated record. The coding region runs from base 91 to 678 and encodes 195 amino acids. NCBI's taxonomy places the organism in Eukaryota, Metazoa, Arthropoda, Insecta, Diptera, Muscidae. The transcript has a single exon.
UGACAAUAAAAACAAAUCCUUAAACUUUCUGUCAACUUUUUGACUUUUGGCAUUCCUCAUUCAUCCAUUUGUAGAAAUUAUACAAGCAAAAUGAAUAGUGUGUGGCUACUAUUUAAAUUACUGGAGGCUUUACUGGGAAUAAUCUGUUUGGGAUAUCACACGCGAGGAUUCCUCAAUGUGGAUUUUGUUCAGAGUCACUACACAUACUGCUGUGUUUUCGGUGGAGCUACUUUAAUACCCAUGUUCGGUUGUAUUAGAAUAUGCCUAAGGGAUACAAUUCAUCCGUUUUGCGAAGGAGUUAUAAAUUUAUUGGCUGCUUUGUUUUUGUUUGGAGUCUCCUUGAACAGCAUGUUUCAUGCAGAAAAGGAUUUCUAUUUGGUGUAUUUGUCAUCGAUGGAUAUUGGAGUGAACGAAGAACCGCCUCAUCCCUUUUUCAAAUACUCCAAAGCACAAAGUAUAUCUGCUUUAUGCUGUGGUUGCCUCUUCUUGCUGCAUUCUGUGUUUGCCUUUGAUUUAACACUAAAUAAAGCUGAAGAUAGUCAAACAGACGACGACUCCGAUGAAAGUGAUGACGAAGGGAGUGGUGACUCAAGAGUAACACCUACUCAUUUAUACGUAUGUGGUAAAUUUGUUCAUAAAUGGCUGAAGAGAUACGAUUGGUUUAAAAGACUGGAUUGAAUGGUCAUAUAGAUCUGAUAUUGAGCUUUGAUAUAAAGGAGACUUGUUUAGAUUCUGGAUAUGCAAAGAAUUUAAACUUGUGUUUUUUAACUUAAAACUUAUGUACGUUACUUUAUUCUACAAUAAAUAAAUAUACCAAAGACCAGUUAUUCGGUCAGAUAAUCAUGAAAAGGUCCAUAUAAAUAAGAAGAGACAAAUUUGUUAAAAGUCCAGACUACUUAUGAACUUCUCUCUUGUGAUGGCAAAUGCUGAACUAGCUACCUUUGCGCCCUUUAAGUUGAAUAUUCUGUUCAGCCUUUCAAGCGGAAUGCUGUCAAACUCCAUAUAAAAAAAACG